AUGGCCAAGGUGUACCUGCAUGCCUACCUCUCGCCAUGCAUCAACAACUGUGGCAUCUACAGCCAGUGCAAGCUGCUGCGCACCAACAACUACCUGUACGUCGCCUGUGAGUGCAAAGCCGGCUGGAAUGGCUGGGGCUGCACAGACAAUGCUGAGGCUUUCUCCUAUGGCUUCCAGCUCUUCUCCAUGCUGCUGCUGUGCCUCAGCAAUGUCAUGUUUGUGCCUCCUGUGGCCACUGCCGUCCACAGCCAUUACCUCCUGGAAGCUGCCAUCUACAUCUUCACCAUGUUCGUCUCCACUUUUUACCAUGCCUGUGACCAGCCUGGCAACAUUGUGUUCUGCAUCAUGGAGUAUGAUGUGCUGCAGUGUGACUUCCUGGGCUCCCUCAUGUCCAUCUGGGUCACUGUCAUUGCCAUGGCCCAGCUCCAGCCCAUGGUCAAGCAGGUGCUGUACCUGCUGGGGGCCAUGCUGCUCUCCAUGGCUCUGCAGAUGGACCGCCAUGGGCUCUGGAACCUGCUGGGGCCCAGCCUCUUUGCCUUAGGGAUCAUGGCCAUUGCCUGGAUGGCUCGCACCAUCCGGCACUGCCACUACUACCCACCGACCUGGAAGCGCUGGGCUUUCUACCUGUGCCUGGGAGCACUAAUAGCAGCAACUGCCAUGCUGCUCUAUGCCUUUGUGGAGAUGGAAAACUACUUCUACAUCCACAGCAUCUGGCACCUGCUCAUCACCGGCAGUGUCGGCUUCCUUCUGCCACCCUGUGCCAAGCCCAGCAGGCGCCUGGGGCCCCUGCCCCAGCGCAAGGGCUGCAGGUACCAGCUCUGCAUCAACAGACAGGAGGAGCUGGGGCUUGUCAACCCAGCUGUGGCCUCCAUCAACAGCAUUUGUACCAGCUGA
Molecule: messenger RNA, 894 nt
Organism: Phalacrocorax carbo (great cormorant)
Lineage: Eukaryota; Metazoa; Chordata; Aves; Suliformes; Phalacrocoracidae
Source: RefSeq, a predicted model, not a curated record